Molecule: messenger RNA, 3882 nt
Organism: Melozone crissalis (California towhee)
Lineage: Eukaryota; Metazoa; Chordata; Aves; Passeriformes; Passerellidae
Product: desmoglein-2-like
Exons: 15
Coding region: 1-3378 (1125 amino acids)
Biological process (GO): homophilic cell-cell adhesion
Cellular component (GO): desmosome; plasma membrane
Molecular function (GO): calcium ion binding
Source: RefSeq, a predicted model, not a curated record
AUGUCGCGGGGCCCCGUGGCGGCGGGGCGGCUGCUGGCGCUGCUGAUCUGUCUGAAUUAUGGACAUGGGCUCUAUGUGAAGGUUUAUAACCGAAAUGACAGGAGUGGCCUGCUGUCUCACCCCAGCAGCCCAGUCAGACAGAAGCGAGAAUGGACAGUCCCUCCAGCUUUCAUACGGGAGGAGGAGGACAAUUCCUACAAGAAUCCAAUUGCUAGAAUACAUUCAGAUCUUGAAGAUACAGGAAUUGUAGUAACUUACACUAUAUCUGGUCAAGGAGUAACAGAACCCCCUUAUGGAUUAUUUGUUAUCAAUGGAAAGACUGGUGACCUGAACAUAACAGGAAGGGUGGACAGAGAAAAGACUCCCAUUCUUCUUGUCCGAGGCCAUGCGCUAGAUAAGAAUGGGGCAAAACUGGAAGAGCCAAUCGACCUCCCAAUUAAAGUUGUGGACAUAAAUGACAAUUUUCCAGUGUUUUCACAUGAAGUUUUUGUUGGUUCAAUUGAAGAAUUAAGUGAAACAGGUACAAUUGUGUUGAGGAUAAAUGCAACAGAUGCAGAUGAACCAAAUAAUCUAAAUUCCAAAAUUGCUUUCAGGAUUGUUUCUCAAAGCCCUAGCGCUGCAUUCAGCAUGGAUAAGAAUACUGGUGAGGUUCGAGUGGCAAAAAUAAACCUUGACAGAGAGACACAAAGUAGCUAUUCUUUGGUGGUGGAAGCAAAGGACCGUGGUGGUGAAAAAGGUGGGAAUGCUGCGACAUGUUCUUUAGAAAUCAAGAUUCUGGAUGUCAAUGACAAUCUGCCUGUUGUUGAAAGUCGUGUAUUUGAAGGCAGCAUUGAAGAAAACAGAGCAAAUGUGGAAAUUAUGCGAAUAAAAGUAUUUGACAAAGACGAAGAGUUUUCUGAUAAUUGGCUGGCAAACUUUACAUUUGUUUCUGGCAAUGAAGGUGGUUUUUUCAAAAUUGUAACAGAUACCCAAACAAAUGAAGGAAUUUUGACUGUUGUGAAGGAGCUGGAUUAUGAAAAAAUGCAAAGCCUAAACUUAGGCAUUGUUGUUACAAACAAAGCAGAGUUCCACAAGUCAAUUAAACCCAGUUACAAACCAGAAACAAUUCCAAUCAAAAUUAAGGUGAUCAAUGUGCAGGAAGGCCCUGUGUUCCCUGGUGGCACAAAAAUUAUUGAAGCAAGUGAGAAACUCCAAAUAAAACAGGUUAUUGGACAGUAUCAAGCCUAUGAUGAAGACACUGGAAAAGUAGCAGAGCGCAUUACAUACAUGAAAGGAAAAGAUGCAGCAAACUGGAUCACUGUAGACUCAGUCACAGGUGAAAUCCGACUUGCUAAAAAUCUUGAUUACGAAUCACCUCAUGUAGUAAAUGGUACCUACACUAUCACCAUGUUGGGUGUAACUACUGAUUCCCCAAGGAAAACAAUCACUGGCACAGUCGUAAUUCAGGUUAAAGAUGAGAAUGAUAACUGCCCAGUUAUUGUGAACCCUGUGCGGACUGUGUGUUCAGAUGCAAAAUUAGUUGAUGUUACAGCUCAUGAUUUGGAUGGUUACCCCUUCAGUUAUCCCUUCAGCUUUACUGUCAUUGAUGAGCCAGAAGGGACAGCAGAAAACUGGAUAAUUGUAUCUGGAAAUGACACCAGUGUACAGCUGGUACCCCAAAACCUGAAGCCGGGCAGAGCUGAAGUUCCCAUGCUAAUAAAGGAUUUCCAAGGGGUCAGCUGUGCUCUGCCACAGUCUCUGCAGCUGACUGUUUGUGAGUGUACAGAUGAUGGUGUGUGCCAGGAGAGGUUUAUUGGAGCAAAGUCAGUGGGUCUGGGACCAGCUGCAAUUGCACUAAUCAUCUUGGCAUUUUUACUUCUGCUGCUUGUUCCACUGUUGCUGCUGCUGUGUCCGGGUGGCUUGGGAGCCAAGGGAUUUGGUGGAGCAAAGACGUUUACUGACAUACCAGACCACAGUGAAGCGAUGCUGCGCCAGUGGAACAGUGAAGGAGCAGCUCCUGAGGAGAAGCCAGUGCUAAGCUUCAUUCCACCCACUGCACUUGGGAACGUGAAAGGAGGAACAACAGCAGCGGCAGCAGGAGCAGCAGCAGGAGCAGGAAUGAGUGGAGAAGGAGCUCUAAUAGGAGCAGGCAGCUCUGUCUCUCAUGUAGGAGAACAUCACAACACCAUUACCAGGGAAAGAUGGGAAGAGCAAAGGCGUCUUCUUUCUGCUGCCGACUAUGGAGCCAUGGCAGCUGGAGCAGCUGAGGGCAUGGCAGGUGUGGAUGGGAAGACAGUCGUGUCUGGAGGAGGAGCUGCUGUGGGAGCGGCUGGAGCCAUGAAUGAAGAAUUCUUAAGAGACUACUUCAACGAUAAAGCUGUCUCUUUUGCGGAAGAAGAUGAAGAGCAAGCUGCAAAAGACUGUCUCCUGGUUUAUUCCCAGGGAGAAUCAGGCUCCCCUCAUGGCUCCGUUGGCUGCUGCAGCUUUAUUGAGGGGGAUCUUGAUGACCAUUUUCUUGAUGAUUUAGGAGACAAGUUUAAGACUCUAGCAGAAAUAUGUAUAGGUAGACAGAUCAACAUGAAAGACGGUGGCUACAAGAAUGAAUCAGGUUUUGGUCUUAGUGAAGCAAAGUCACAGUCCUUACAUCAGCAAACUGCUUCCACCUCUGAACAAGCCUUUGCCUCAGGCAGUGGUUUCCAGUCCAUCCCACCUGUGCACACAGGCAGUAGCACAGGGGAAAGCACCCUGUCCAAGGAGGUGGUCACAGAAACAACCUUUUCAUCAUCCCACUCUGGGCAGCACAGUGCCCAGCACCUCCCCACGGGCCACGCAGAGAGCAAUGUCACCGUGACAGAAACAUCCUAUUCUGUGGGGGCUCCUGCCCGCUCAGCCCCUGUCUUUUUAGACCCCCAGUUUAAGGAGAACGUAGUGGUGACAGAGAGGGUGCUGGCACCUGCAUCAAGCAUUCAGGGCAUGGUGAAAAUCCCUGAUUUGCCACACGGAAGUAAUGUGGUGGUUACAGAAAGGAUGGUGAAGUCAGCAGGUGCAGGGCCAGGAGCCCUGACAGUUCAGGAUCUUCCUGACUCGCAGUAUGUCGUGGUGAGGGAGCGAGAGAGGGUCCUUGUGCCUGCUGCAGAGCAGGGCUCGCUCAGCUUCCCCGCUGCCGCACAGGAACGCAGCAUGGUGCGCAAUGAAAGGGUGGUGACAGCCUCAGGGCUGCAGAGCAGAGCUGAACAGGCCACAGGUGCCAGCUCAGGAAGGCAAGAGCAGGCUCUGAUCACAGACUCCCCACUUAACCUGAUGGGCUCUGACUCACAAGGGCCGUCUCCUGCCAGUGCCACACUGAGCAAGUCUUCCAGGGUCACCAAAUACAGCACAGUGCAGUACACUCGCUCAUAGCCUGGCUCCGUGCAGGGGUGGCAGUGUCCAGCACCCUUCUGUCUGCAUCCUGCCUCGGGCCUUUCCAUGAGAUCCAAAUUUGCUGGAGCUUCCAGAAUGACAUGUACUCAUUUGCACUAGUUUGUAUAAAUAUGGAUUAUAUGACCAGGAAGUUAGUGAGGAAAUCUGGUGUUAUGUUACAUUGGCCUUUGAAAUGGAAAGAUGUGGGAAAUAACUUUUUUCUCCUGGUUUGCUGGUGUUUUUUAUUGCUUUUUAUUAUACAGAUAGUGAAUGAUGCCACAUAACUACAGCUGCAUAAUUAUGGGAAAACAGGAAAAAAGUCUCCAGUCUAGUGAUGGAUAGUAGCCUGCAAAGCACAAGUUUUUGAACUGCUAUUGAAUGUAUCUGAAGUCCUCCUGUGAGGGCAAUCAGUUUCUCAUUGUGUGUUUGCCAUUGUGUUGUGGGCCAUGGUAGCUCCUCCUGAACCUUGUAAAAAAUCUUCCUGAGAAGCCCAGGCCACCAAAG